Drosophila sulfurigaster albostrigata is the source of this 333-nucleotide messenger RNA. RefSeq lists its product as uncharacterized. The transcript has a single exon. The record is from RefSeq and is a predicted model, not a curated record. Lineage: Eukaryota; Metazoa; Arthropoda; Insecta; Diptera; Drosophilidae. The coding region runs from base 1 to 261 and encodes 86 amino acids.
AUGCUGAAGACACCAAGCACCCAAUGUUGGUCGCUAUUAUUGAUCAUUUCGUUGAUCUUGACGUUUUUUUUUAUGUUCACCUAUGGACAGUUCGUGCCGCGUCAACUGCAUUUUUGGAACCUCUUCGGAUUCAUGCGAAAUAAUGGCAGUGAGAUUGAGGCGUCUGCGCCACAGCUGGAGUUCUUUAUGCCUCCAGUGCCAGUUGAGAAGCAGCUGAAACUCAAGCGUGGUGCGCCUUUUAUAUAUCAGAUAUUGCACUAGUUACAUCGGAUAUAUAUUCUAUUAAAUUGAAUGCUUAACUAUACAUAUAUUAUUAAAAAUAAAUUACACAUU